Molecule: messenger RNA, 1746 nt
Organism: Salvia hispanica
Lineage: Eukaryota; Viridiplantae; Streptophyta; Magnoliopsida; Lamiales; Lamiaceae
Biological process (GO): regulation of DNA-templated transcription
Cellular component (GO): nucleus
Source: RefSeq, a predicted model, not a curated record
CGCCCUCCGAAGCACCAUACUGUUGUGAUCGAGCCCUCUCCUUGCUUCAGCAAUGGUAGCUCUGAGAAGUUCGCCUCUGGAAAUCGUUGAAAUUCCCGAAUCCGAACGGAUGGAGCAAUGUGAAACCGUGGAAGAAGACGAUGCGUGUGGCAGCGAGAUUUCUGAUUAUGAGCUGUGCAGAGAGGAACGAAUUAGAGAGAAUCGGGAGAGGAUGCAGAAGCUCGGCAUUUUUUCUCUCUCUCAGAAGCUCAAUUCCCCCAAAUCCACUCCCGUCAGAGCCUACCGUAAGGCUCCGCCCCUUCACUCUCCGCCAUCUGCCGGCCCUACCCGCCGCUCCUCCAGGCUGCAAAGCUCUACGCCAGUUAGUUACUGCGAAUUACGCGUAGAGAAAAAAGAAAAACCGUAUGAUAUUUUGAGAGGGGAGGGUUCGACGCCUGAAGUUUACACUGAGGAACAUGACAAAAUGCUGGGAAGCGCUGAAAUGAGCUGGACUCUUUCUGUUGAUGGAUAUGGAAAAGAUGGCAAGCGAAUUUAUGAUCCCUUAAAGGGGAAAAGUUGCCAUCAAUGCAGGCAAAAAACUCUUGGUCAGCGUACACAUUGCAGCAACUGCAACAUGAUCCAGGGGCAGUUCUGUGGAGAUUGCUUGUACAUGAGGUAUGGCGAGAAUGUGCUUGAAGCAAAUGCAAAUCCUGACUGGAUUUGCCCUGUUUGUCGUGGAAUUUGCAACUGCAGUUUGUGCAGGCAUGCGAAAGGGUGGCCUCCUACGGGGAUACUUUACAAGAAGGUUUUAAAUCUUGGCUACAAGUCAGUGGCACAUUAUCUCAUCCAAACACGGCGGGCACAAACCGAUAAAGAGAACAAUGUCGUUAGCAAGUUCCCAGUUUCUGCUAAGAGAUCGCUGCCUUUUUCGGGCGUUGAAGUAACUGGUGAAGACAGUGAUCCUUCUAAACCUAGCCAUGAAUGUUCAAACCCUAAUCCCGUAUCCAUAUCUGAUAAAGAAUCUAGUGAUUGUAAAUUGGCUCCUGAAAGCGGAGACAAGCCUUUGCCAUAUCCUACUGAUGAUGCUUUAACGAAGGAUCAAGUUGAACAUCCAUUAAAGCCCGAAGUUGGAAAAGAUUCUCCUGAAUUUGAUGGUGAUAAAGAAAGUAUACAUGUGGCUUGUACAGUAUGUGUAAAUGUUAUAGAUGUGAAAACUGAGCCACUGAAUGAUGAGGUAAUAGUUGAAGCUUUUGAAAGAGGAGGUGAUGAUGCCUAUGAGAUUGAGAAAGAGGAGUCUGUUCCAGAUAUCAAGUGUGGCAUUGAAUCUGCGACGAGUCCAAAAUCUACGAAGAAACGAGCGUGCUAUGAACCAGCACCCGAUAGUAUUGGCAGGAGGUUGAGAAUGAGGCGCACAGGACCAAAAUUGGCAAGUGCAAGCCACACUGAAGAUGCAGCCACAACAGCAGAUGUGGGAGGUAUUGCUAGUAGAUUGAGAAAACGUUGCAGAGUGUAGGUACUGAUGCCUCUGGGUUAGCUUUGAUUAACAACCCCUUUAUGGUGCAGUGAUCUUGUUUUUGAGGCGUCUUUUGUAAGGUAGUUUAACGACAAGCUCAUCAUUUUUUGCAAACUACUAUUUUGAAGAGCAUGAUUUCAUUCAGGAUUAACUGUGUUCAUCCAAUCCUUAAAAAUGACUUCCACUUGCGUAAGUACAUACCUUCAUCUUUGUUUUGAAAGACAUGCCUAUGAUGAUUGCACCUAAAUUUUUCC